AUGCGAGCCGGACCAAUCGGCACGGAACUGGACAUCUUACGAGGUCCCACGAUUGGAAGCUCGGGACGUGGAAUUUUCAGCAUCGUAGCGUUGCAGGAGGUUUGCUGGAUAGGCGCGGAAGAGGUACGAGAGUACAAAAGAUUGGGUUGCAGAAUCUACCAGAGCCGCGGCAAGAAAAAGAGGCUCGGGACAGCCUUUAUAGUGUUGGGCGAAAUGCUCGAUCGUGUGAUUGGGUGGACCCCGAUCACCGACCGAAUGUGCGUGUUGAGGGUUAAGGGCCGUUUCUUCAACAUCAGCAUCAUAAACGUGCACAGCCCGCACUCAGGAAGCGAAGAUGACGAGAAGGACGUUGGCCAGGAGGAGGAAUUCAGACCGGUGAUAGGAAAGUUUAGCGCCCACGUACGCACGAACGAAAACGGCCUGCGACUGAUCGACUUCGCCACCUCCAAAAAUAUGGCCGUACGAAGUACCUGCUUCCAGCAUAACCUCCGAGAUAAGUACACCUGGAGAUCGCCACAAGGAACGGAAUCGCAAAUCGACCACGUCGUAAUCGACGGUAGACACUUCUCCGACAUCAUCGACGUCAGGACCUAUCGCGGCGCCAACGUCGACUCGGACCACUAUCUGGUGAUGGUGAAAAUGCGCCAACGACUUUCCCUGGCGAAAAGCGUUCGGUACCGCCGCCCUCCGCGGCUGGAUCUGGAGCGGCUUAAGUUACCGGAAGUCGCAUCCCGGUACGCGCAUUCGCUGGAGGCUGCGUUGCCAGGGAGGGCAGCCAUCACCAACGCAGCGGAAAGCACCAUCGGAUUUGUGGAACGAGGACGACGGAACGAUUGGUUCGACGAGGAGUGUCGAGCGAUUUUGGAGGAGAAGAAUGCAGCACGGAGGGCAAUGCUGCAGUAUAAUCUCCGUGAUUACGAAGAGGCGUAUGGACAGAAGCGAAGGCAGCAGCACCAGCUCUUCCGGGAGAAAGUGCGCCACCACGAAGAGUUGGAAUUCGAGGACAUGGAGCAGCUGCAUCGCUCAAACGAGACGCGCAAGUUCUACAAAAAACUCAACGGAUCCCGCCAAGGCUUCACGCCGCGAGUCGAAAUGUGCCGGGAUAAAGAUGGAGUGAUAUUGACGGACGAGCGCGAGGUGAUCGACAGGUGGAAGCAGCACUUCGAUGAACACCUGAAUGGCACAGAAGCAGAGGCAGGGGUCCAAGACGGCAGAAGAGAGGACUACAUCGGUGCAGCAGGAGAAGGUGUGGAGCCAGUUCCCACGCUGAGGGAAGGGGACAAGUUAGAUUGUGAGAACUACCGUGCCAUCACAAUACUCAACGCGGCCUACAAAGUGUUUUCCCAGAUCCUCUUCAGCCGUCUAUCGCCGAUAGCAGAGGAUUUUGUUGGAAGCUAUCAAGCCGGAUUCGUCGUGGGGAGAUCGACGACCGACCAAAUCUUCACUGUGCGACAAAUCCUCCAAAAGUGUCGCGAGUACCAAGUCCCCACGCACCACCUAUUCAUCGACUUCAAAGCCGCGUACGACUCAGUCGAUCGCGAAGAGCUAUGGAAAAUAAUGGACGAAAACGGCUUUCCCGGGAAGCUGAUAAGACUGACCAGAAUGACGAUGGAUGGUUCUAGGUGUUGUGUGAAGAUAUCGGGUGCGGAAUCGGACUCGUUUCCUUCACUCGGGGGGCUUCGGCAAGGCGAUGGGAUUUCUUGCCUCUGUUUCAAUGUGGCACUGGAAGGUGUUUUGAGACGAGCGGGCUUCAAUAUGCGGGGCACGAUCUUCAGCAAGUCCAACCAAUUCAUCUGCUACGCCGACGAUAUGGACAUUGUCGGCAGAACGCUCAAGGCGGUUGCUGAUGCGUACACCGGCUUGAAGCGGGUAGCAGAAAAGUGUUCCAUCUACAAGUCGCUGAUAAGACCGGUCGUCCUCUACGGGCACGAGACGUGGACAAUGCUCGAGGAGGAUCUACGAGCGCUAAGCGUAUUCGAACGUCGAGUGCUCAGGACCAUCUUCGGCGGCGUAUUUGGGAACGACGGAUGGCGGCGGAGAAUGAACCACGAGCUUGCGCAGCUCUACAACGAACCAAGCAUCCGGAAGGUCGCGAAGGCUGGACGGUUGCAGUGGGCGGGUCAUGUUGCUAGGAUGCCGGAGCGACCCGAGCAAUUGAGCCAGCGGAACCAGAGGAUCAACCCUGCGAAGUUGGUGUUUGUGUCGGAGCCGGUAGGAACAAGACGUAGGGGGGUGCAACGCGCGAGGUGGGUGGACCAAGUGGAGAACGAUUUGGAGAGAGUGAGUGCCCCGCAAAACUGGAGACAAGCAGCCAUGGACCGAGCUUGUUGGCGGAGAAUCGUGCAGCAGGCCAAGCUAAUGGUGUAG
Culex quinquefasciatus (southern house mosquito) is the source of this 2367-nucleotide messenger RNA. RefSeq lists its product as uncharacterized. The record is from RefSeq and is a predicted model, not a curated record. The transcript is spliced from 6 exons. Lineage: Eukaryota; Metazoa; Arthropoda; Insecta; Diptera; Culicidae. Bases 1 to 2367 code for a protein of 788 amino acids.